AAUAUUUUAAUAAUAUUUUUGACAUUUUUUUAACUAUGUGGAGCGAAACAAAACAAAGCGGUCCUCCCACAUAUCCGGCACCAACGUCGAUUCCAACUUUUCCAGCUUUAGAAACGGUAGAAAAUUCCGAAGGAUGGCUUAUGAGGAAUCAUCGAAAUAAACCUCAAUCAAAUUCUGCUGGAGCAGCGGCUUUGGUGUUUAUAUCCGGAGGAAUGUUCUUGGCGGAUCAGGGUAGUCCCGAAUACUUUACUGGCAAACAUAUAUCCUUGAGCUGGUUUAUUGGCGCUAUAAUAGGAGCCGUUAUAGGGUCAGUGCUCUGCAAUAAAAUGUACAAGAAAUUGAUAACCUGUUUUGCUUCGCUCUUGGUUACAAUAUCUGGUAUACUACUAAUUGCAGAUUCCAAUUCGUAUAGCGCAAUGCUUGCUGCACGCUAUCUGAAUGGCAUAGCCUUGGGCCUGGUCUUCCCCUUAACAGUGGUCAUGAUAAGUGAAGAAUCAGUGAAAUACAUGCGUGGAAUGAACGCAGCUGCAAUGGUCUCAUUCUGCUUUAGUCUAGGUGUAUUUAUUCAGAUCUUAUAUAUGUAUAAUUGGCAGGAUAUGUUUGACGCGUCACAAAUGAUGGGCACUAUCGAAACUAUUUGGGGCAUCUCGGGUUUUGUUUUAGCUUUUUUCCUACAACUGGAGUCGCCCGUAUUUUAUUUGCAGCGUGGCCAAGAAGAGAUGGCCAUAGAUGCUUUACGACGCUUGCAGAGACCGUUUACCAUAACGCAAGAAACCUAUGAACAAUUAGAAGAGCAUAAACGUUAUGUGGCUGAAAGUACAGAAGUUACUCUAUUGCAAAGUGCCCUUAUUGGUUUGCCAGCGUUGAUCAAGCUGUGCUUCUAUCGCGUUUUUACGACAGCCAGCUAUUCAUUUUACUCAUUUUUUGCAUUUUCUUAUGCCAGCAGCGUAGUAUACGAACCCGAUACUUUCUGGCCUUCCUUAGUAUAUGGAUUGUGUGCUUGGCUUGGGCCAAUGGUGGUUAUGUUCACCUUAGAUUUGAAGGGGCGUAAACCACCAAUGAUUGUGGGAUUUUUCUUCACAUGCUGUAUUGCAUCUACCCUGGGCGGUCUCUUAAAUGAUUCCCAAAAUAUAAGAGAUAAGGAUGUAAUGACAGCUGUCAUGUACCUAUUGAUGGCCUAUCAGUUCUUUGCGGGCUUGUCCACGGCAUCUUCAGCCGUUUACCUCACCGAGGCCUUUCCAUUGGCGGUAAAAUCGUUCUAUGUGUCCAUUGCCUUCAUAGUGGAAAUGGCCGUUCAUAUUGUAAUCAUUGCGGUCCGCUCAGAACCUUGGCGGUCUAAUGUGUAUGACCUGUCCGAUUACUUUUACAUAGUCGGGGCACUGUCGUUGGUCUUUUUCGCAUUGGCUAUUGUUGCCAUGCCUGAAACGAAAAAUGAUACACUGCGCGAAUGCCUGAAAAAGUUUCGAAAAAUAUUAAAUUAUAAAACAUAUUAAAAACAAAAUUUUUGCUUAUAUUUGUAUAUGCCAAAUUGUAUGGUCUAUCAUUAAAAGCGUAUGUCUUGUAGUUUUAUUCUUUUUUUUCUCGUGUAUGGAAAGAAUAUUUGGAAGGAAAUAAAAAGAUAAUAUGGAUGAGAAUUGGUAUUUACUUGUAUUUCUAGUACAAGAUGAAAUCUUAUACAUUAUAGUAAUAGAUUGAUGUACAAU
Molecule: messenger RNA, 1703 nt
Organism: Stomoxys calcitrans (stable fly)
Lineage: Eukaryota; Metazoa; Arthropoda; Insecta; Diptera; Muscidae
Exons: 3
Coding region: 36-1493 (485 amino acids)
Biological process (GO): transmembrane transport
Cellular component (GO): membrane
Molecular function (GO): transmembrane transporter activity
Source: RefSeq, a predicted model, not a curated record